This is a messenger RNA of Microcebus murinus (gray mouse lemur), 1262 nucleotides long. It is a transcript of the gene PPP1R35, whose product is annotated as protein phosphatase 1 regulatory subunit 35. Lineage: Eukaryota; Metazoa; Chordata; Mammalia; Primates; Cheirogaleidae. The record is from RefSeq and is a predicted model, not a curated record. Gene Ontology annotation, molecular function: phosphatase binding. Gene Ontology annotation, biological process: negative regulation of phosphatase activity; positive regulation of cilium assembly; positive regulation of centriole elongation. Gene Ontology annotation, cellular component: centriole.
UGAUCUUCAAUAGUAUUUUCUGGACAGAUAAAACAAAGGAUGUGAAAACUCUCAAAUUGAAGUCCAUUCUGGGAGAGCCUCAAGAUUCCUGAACCCAACUCACUACCUGUUGCAUAAGAAUAGACGGAGGCUCAACAGAACUGAGGGACUUGCCCCAAGUUAAUCUAGGGAGCCGGUGGAAGCUCCAGUCUCCUGUUCCGCAGUCCAGGGGUCUUCGGCUACCUGGAGUAGGUUGGGGCCCAGGACAAAUACACUGACAUUAAAAAAAGAAAACAACAAAAUACUGUACCCAGAAUACACACAUCUAUUUUUAUAUGGAUUAAUAUUUUCAGGAACUCCUGAAGGGAAAAAGAAGUCACAAAAGGCCGAAAGAGUGCCUGAGUCCUAGGAGGGAGCCCAGGGCUGGGUCAGCCAGCCCUACCCCCACUGAGAGACGCUCCGGGCUGAGUUCCGAGGCCACUGAACAUCCGGAAAUGCUGUGGGGGCCCCGAGCGGGGAGGUCUAGAUGCGGAGACAUUGGACCGUUAAGUUAAAGCUGACCCAUUUGGCGCCCCAAGAGGGAACACUGACACGCGCGAAACCUCAGCACAAGCCGGACGAAGAUUCCUCCGAACAGGUCCGUUUCCGCCUGGCGCCGCCUUCCCCAGUACGGUCCGAGCCGCUGCCGCCGCCGGCCGCUGCACCGAGCGACAAGCCGGCGGCGCCGCAGGAACUGGAGGUUCCCGGGCUGCAGAGCAGUCUGGCCUUGAGCCUCGAGUUGCAGGCCGCGCGGGCCGCAGCUGGGAGCCAGUUUGAUGCCACAAAGGCCGUGGAGGAACAGCUGAGAAAGUCGUUCCAGAUCCGCUGCGGUUUGGAGGAGAGCGUGUCCGAGGGGCUGAACGUACCGCGCUCCAAGCGGCUGUUCCGGGACCUGGUGAGCCUGCAGGUACCGGAGGAACAGGUUCUGAACGCUGCACUGAGGGAGAAAUUGGCUCUCCUGCCGCCGCAGGCCCGAGCCCCGCCCUCAAAGGAGCCAUCUGGGCCAGGGCCAGACAUGACCAUCCUGUGUGACCCAGAAACACUAUUUUAUGAAUCUCCACACUUGACCCUGGAUGGUCUGCCCCCUCUCCGGCUUCAACUCCGGCCCCGGCCUUCAGAGGACACCUUCCUCAUGCAUCGGACACUGAGGCGAUGGGAAGCUUAGACCUCAAAGCUCCCUGGAUGGCUAGUUCAUAUUUUUGUGUUAAAAUUAUUUUUCAGAAUAAAAUGGUUUUGCUAACAAA